Messenger RNA from Aspergillus brunneoviolaceus CBS 621.78, 1821 nucleotides. RefSeq lists its product as uncharacterized. The record is from RefSeq and is a predicted model, not a curated record. Gene Ontology annotation, cellular component: chromatin. Gene Ontology annotation, biological process: regulation of transcription by RNA polymerase II; DNA-templated transcription. Gene Ontology annotation, molecular function: RNA polymerase II cis-regulatory region sequence-specific DNA binding; DNA-binding transcription factor activity, RNA polymerase II-specific; zinc ion binding. The coding region runs from base 1 to 1821 and encodes 606 amino acids. NCBI's taxonomy places the organism in Eukaryota, Fungi, Ascomycota, Eurotiomycetes, Eurotiales, Aspergillaceae. The transcript has 2 exons.
AUGUCGACGCCAUUGUCUCAGCAGACAUCCUACCCCUCAGAUGCACCAACAGGCACCUACCUGGAACCAGAGCAUCAGCUGCAUAUCGUCAACUCCAUUCAACAGAGCGAAUCCAGCACCUCUUGGCUCCCAGGAGCGCUUCUCGAUGUCGAUGCGUUGGAUUUCACCUUGACCUCGGCAAUUUCGGAAUGGGCGCAACUGCCUCCCAUCCCGUCCAUCCCGAGCUUGACUGACAACGGCCCGUUCCUUACCCCAACUUCGGUGCAGACCGCGGAAUUGCCAGCUGACAUUAUGAAGCGAAAAUGGUUUACGCGUCUCACUAAAAGUUCCGGCACUCGGAGCAGGGAGGUUGGUCACGGAAACCUCGCGGCCGAUGAAAACUAUCGAGCAGGCCUCUCGCAGAGGCUCCAACCUCGGAUGCACGAUGAGGCCCUUCCUUCGGCUGAGCAGCUCAAUCUCUUCGCCAACCAGUUCUUUACCCGCUUUCACCGACUUCUCCCGAUCGUUCAUGUGCCCUCAUUCAAGCCCACCACCGAGAACUCGUUACUGUUUAUAUCAAUCUGUUCGGUUGGUAGCCUGUUUAUAGGGUCAUCACACGCGGUCGCACAAGGGACUCGUCUAUUUGAGAGGCUGAAUAAAGCGAUUCUGGCGUCCUGGGAGUCAGUUCUGGCUCGCAGCUGCUCCGACGCGUUGUCCAUGGUCCAAGCAGCCAUUAUCGGCCAGACGUUUGCCAUUCUCUCCGGCCGUCCCAAGGACCUUAUUCUGGCGGGUGUUCUGCAUGGUACAGUCAUGGCCUGGGCGCGGGAGUCCGAUAGAAAUGCACUGCCGCUACCCGCCACCCCUCGAGACCUCGAUCUCGAUGACGCUCGCUUGGACGAGCAGUGGAGUCAAUGGAUUGAUCGCGAGCAGCGAUUGAGGGUCAAGAUCGCCUUGAACAUCCAUGACGCAGAGCUUGCAAGCCUACUACACCAUGAGCCCAUCUGCAAGCAUCGGCUCACGCAUUACCCUCAUUUGGCUUCGGAUGCAUUGUUCACCGCGCCGACAGCGGUGAGGUGGGCCAGAGCUUACAAACUUACGGCGACCCCAACAAGCCCUCAAAUGUCGACCACGUACCUCGACAACAUUCUCCCAGGCGAUUCUAGGUUUGCAGCCUACGGACUACUUGAGAGCAUCAGUGCCCACGUCAGUGAGGCUCGGCGGUCGAAUACACUCGAUGACCAGGAAGUGGGGAGAUUAUCCCACAUGCUCAUGUGGUGGUGGGGGAGCAAUAGCACCCAGUCCAGCGUGCACGACAACGAGGACGACCCCUUUGCGUUGCAGAUCCUGUGGCACUCCACCUACAUAGCCAUCUACGCCGACCUCGACCUGCUGGAACGAGCCAGCGGCCGCGAUGGGGAGCCCGCUGCGCAAGCCAGCUACCCGCUUGUGCGUUCGUGGUCGAGCUCACUAGCCGCAAGUAAAUGCUUGGUUCAUGCUUUCCUACUGCAGCGCUACGUGGAGCAAAUGCGUGUCGCCGCUGAGCCGGCCAUCCACAUUCCUCGAGGCCUGUUUCACGCCGCCUUGUGCUGGUUCGCUUUUACUCGAAUUGGAGGCCAGCAAGGCGUCGAUGUUAAGGCAUUCGAGGCGCCGGAGGUCCAGCUGUCAGACAAUCAUGCGGCGCCGCCUGGAGCACUCGGGAAGACAGGCAGGGACUGUAUUUUGGCAGACGCCAACCAGGUGCACCGUUUGAUCGAUAUGCUGAAUCGAGUCGGACGAUGGGGCAUUUCAUCUUCGUUCGCAUCGGUAUUGUGUGCCGCGAUAGAUGGUCACCAUGGUGCAUAG